AUGGAGAAGCUUAUUCUUCUUGACGUUGUGCUACAAUUAAUAGGAAAUAACAGUUCCGAUGAAGCAAACUGUAUGAUGAAACAAAAUGGUGAUAUUCCUGUAACCAGUGCUGCUCCUGAAUAUCAGCAAAA
Cercopithifilaria johnstoni is the source of this 131-nucleotide messenger RNA. Lineage: Eukaryota; Metazoa; Nematoda; Chromadorea; Rhabditida; Onchocercidae. The record is from the annotation of a GenBank genome assembly.